GAAGCCUAUUAAAAACAAAAUUAUAAUAAACGCGAUAAAACAAAAUUAAAAAAAAAAAAACUUACCGGAGCUCCAACAAAAUGUCAGAUACUCAGAACAGCAAUGUCGUCCUGUGUAGUGUUGGCACAGAACUAAUUCAUAAUAGCACAGAAAUUAAUGAUAAUUGCGUGGCUUCAGACUCAUUCAAUAAGGAAAAACACCAUAACAACAACGUUCAUAGCUUAAACAAAAAUUCUACAAGUAUUAGCAGUAAUGAUGAAGUCAUCGAGGAGGGAUUCGACUAUAGCGAAACCGACCUGUUAGACGAGUUGAAUGCCAGCGAUGAAAACGACGACACCAACAGCAAUGUUACAAAUGAGAACUGUCAAAAAAAUUGCAAUCAACGUCUUCCAAUCAUACGCGACUCUCACAAUGAGAAGGGAGAAGAAACAAGUAAUAUCAGCGCAACUCCUCUUAUUGAUAUUACAGACGAUACACAUUCUCAUAACAUCGUAACUUCGCCAACCACCAUUGCGUGCGUCGACAGUGAUUGUGUGCCAAUUGCAAGUGCUGAUAAUGCGACUACCGCUGCAAGUGAUAAGCACAAAUUCACACCGCCUAACUUGGAUCUGCGGCUCACUGACGAAGCGAAAACAACAAUAAGUGCUGUUGACUCAUACUGUCCUAUAACACCACGGCAAAUAGUUGAUGUUGAUGCUGAGCCUAACCAAUUGUUGAGACGUAAUUCGACAACACAGACAGAAGUUAGCAAUGAUGUUGCUGGUGUUGGUGUUGGCAACAACAACUCUCGUAAUGAUGAAGGUUAUUAUUAUGCUGAUGAGCCUGAAGAUGAAUUGAUUGUUCAGUUCCUGGGAGAAGCCAAUCGUAUUGCUGAGGCCCGUUUGGCUGCCCGCCGGCAAGCACGCGCUGAGGCACGUGAAAUACGAAUGCGAGAAUUAGAACGCCAACAAAAGGAACAGGAACAAAAUGCAGAUCGCGUUUUUGACAUGCACAAUGUAUCCGGCAUUGAUCCACUAUCGCGAUCGCGACUUGCAACAGGUGUGGGAAGUUCGCCAUUGGGUGCGGUGCUUAACAGCACACGCGUUAGCUCAAUGUCAUCACGACGCAGUAGUGAAGAUUCACUGGAAGAGGAAGGACGCAGCCUGCGAGAUAUACGACAUGAGCUUAAGGAUGUUGAGGAGAGAUUUCGGAAGGCAAUGAUAGCCAAUGCGCAAUUGGAUAAUGAACGUGCCUCACAAACGUAUCAAAUACAACUGUUGAAGGACAAACUGGAAGAAGUGGAAGAAUCAUAUGCGCAACUUCAGCGAGAAUUCAAAGAGAAAUCACGUGAUUGCAAUGCGUUGAAAAGAAAUUUAGAUAAAUUAAGUGAAGAACUUAAACUGGUGCAAGGUCAACUCACUGAACGCGAUAAACUUAUCGCCGAUCAGGGUUUAGUUAUUGUGGCCAUAGAGAAUGAAGAGGGUACCGAUGCAAAACGUGCUCUAGUCAGUGUAGAGAAUGCUCAGCUGUUAGGUUCAGUGCAAGGUUCUUUGGAUGUGCGACUGAAAAAAUUCAGUGAGGAAAAGCAACAGCUUUUGGCAGAAGUGCAGAAACUACAGGAAGCAUUAGAGAACUACAAGAGUCAAGGCAAAGGGCGAUCGAAUUCGCUUAACGGACCAUCAGGGUCUGAUGAGGACUACGAGGCACAAAGAGAGGCGAACAAAAUAAUAUCAGACUACAAGUAUAAACUGCAGAAGGCUGAACAAGAGAUCGCCAGCUUGCAAGCCAGUUUGGCACGUUCAGAAACGCAAGUCAUACGUUAUAAAAGCACAGCUGAGGCGGCUGAAAAGGCAGAAGCGGAACUUAAAAUUGAGCGGAGAAAAUUGCAAAGAGAGAAUCGUGAGGCCAUGGAACGUCUGGAAGAGUUGGAAACUUCAAAUAAUCACCUGCUAAAGCGACUGGACAAACUAAAGAAUGCUAAAAGCGCAUUACUGAAGGACCUUUGACCGAAAUCUAUACAUGCAACCUCGAUCAGAAACAAUUAUAGCAUAGAUAAAUGCAAACAUAAUGGCGAAACUUUAGUUGGAUGCGAAAACUGUGAGCAAUGAAAUGGCAUAAAAAUGUUCACAAAGUGACGGCAGAACAAAGACAUCAAAUCAUAGGAGCUUCUUCAGAAGAAAAGCAAGUCUGAGUAAUGAAGUGAGAGUGCUAAUGGCACGAUGUUAGCAAAAUUGUUGCCAUUUGACAUUCCAACAUGAAUAGUCAGAAAUCAUAUGUCGCCUAAAAUUACCAACAUAAUCAAUUUAAUAUUUAUUAACAUACAUAAAUAAUAGUUAAGGGCAUAAAGCGUAAAACAUAUACGCAAUAUGUACUAUGUAUAUGUACAUACAUAUAUUAGGCGCAUACUGUCAGUAGUUAAUAAUAAAUAACCCAACUAAAAUGUCAAAAGUUUUAAGUUUGCAAAAAUAAUAAUAAUACUAAUUUAUAUCGCAAAUUUCAAUUCAAUAUAUGAAUAGAAAAUAUGGAAAGAAAAAUAUGGUAUUCCAUUAUGACAACAUAAACAUGACAACUAAAUUCGGUAAUUUGAAAUGCCGGCGCAUGGAUAUUCUCGGAGAAUAUACUCUAAUAUAGUACAUACAUUGGCAAACAUACCUAUUGCAAUCACAUGGAACUUCAAACACAUGCUGAAAAAUAUUAAACCAUGCAUGUAUAUAGGCGAACAAUCAUGACACUGAGAUAUCCCCUAUUUAUGAUCUUUUAAUCUUCAUAACGACCAAAAAGUUAAAAAAAGAUACUAAACCACAAAUGCGAGAAGUUUGGAUGCGAGUGCAUUAUGUUCAAAAGUAAGCUUGUACAAUAGAAUCAUGCAUAUAUAUAUGUGUAUUCAUAUGGUUAAAUCACUUCGCUUUUCUUGUUUUUGUUAAUAUGCAUAAGUGCAAGCUUGAAUCAUUAAUUCGUCGUAUAGUCGGAUACAAAAGUUUUCAAAAUGAUUUAGAUUGUUAGUUAUUUUUGUAAAAUAACUUAUAUAUACAUACAUAAUAAAAAUAACAGUGGACUUUUGACAGCACAAUUUAUUUUCACUUAGCAUUAGUGCCUACAGGGCACUGCAUACAUUACUGAGUUGUAGGCAGUAUUUAAAAUUGUUAACUCAUCAAAUGUUAAAUAAAAAAUAUUAUUAUGCCCAUUAUUUAUUGCUUAAAAUAGAAGAGCUCCUGAAGUCAAUGGAUUGUUUUGGUAAAUAUUCCACAAUUAUGUAUAUGUAUGGGAUAUGUAAAUAUCUACAUACAUAUUGUACAUAUUCGCAUACAUAUGUACCCAGCAAAUGUUAAAAAUCAUAAUUGAAUAUCAUCAUUUGCAAUCUCAUAAACGAUGCUCUCACUAAUAUUUUUCAUUAGUAAGUGAAAGGCGUUAAAGCAAAAAUGAUUUUAAAUUACGUAUAUCAAAUGCGUUUGUUUUAACUAUUUAUUUGUAUCUGCCUACAAAAAUAUAUAGAAAAAAAACCAUGUUAACACCAUAUGAAGACUAAAAAAUUAAAUGUUUAGAGUACUUAAAAUUCAAGUAUUGCAAAAAGUAAUAGGAAAUUUAGUUUUUGAAAAGUAAUUUAAUGACAGAAGUGAAUAGAAAUAAAUGUGGGUUGAAUCUUGCCAAGACUCAUCAUGAGUGGGUAGAAUUAAUGUAACACACAAGAGCCCGGGCAAAUGCAUAUUCUUUUUAUUACAAUAUAUUGCACUUUGUUGACAGAUAUUCUUGGCUUUGCCUCAUCCAUGCUUAGAGUUAUGUGCAAAAAGGCGUAAAGAGAUUAAUUAAUAUGGUUCUACUUAAUUUAAUUCGAAAAGUUGUAAAAAAAUUAUUAAAACAAUAUUUAAUUGACAAAUAAAACUAAUUUCAAUACACAUCUUAAAAA
Molecule: messenger RNA, 3883 nt
Organism: Anastrepha ludens (Mexican fruit fly)
Lineage: Eukaryota; Metazoa; Arthropoda; Insecta; Diptera; Tephritidae
Product: leucine-rich repeat flightless-interacting protein 2
Exons: 6
Coding region: 81-1985 (634 amino acids)
Biological process (GO): regulation of DNA-templated transcription
Source: RefSeq, a predicted model, not a curated record